AUGGAGGUGAUUGCAUCCAGAACAGGGCACAACUAUAAUUUGGCUUCAAGAAAAGCCCAACAAGCAGGUACAGAAUGGCUUGAGAAGUUGCCGAUGGCAGAUGGUCUGAAAAAAUCGUAUCUCGCAUACGGUUCUUUGGGGAUUUGGUUAUUGCUACUCCUGAUAUUUUUCAAGUUACACUUGGGUCUGAAGCAGAUUUUGUAUUGUUAGCAACUGUUGGCUUAUGGGACUACGUUAAAAGGCUGCAUCUGAACCUCUAGCUCAAAUGGCCUUGCUAUGUAAUGAAUUUCGUACAUAUUUUCACCUUUUGAUCACGAGUUUCUCGACACAAAGAACGUGAUUGAUUACAUUGGAGAAGAUGGGUCAUUAGUGGUUUUAGAUCCUUUAAAACAUCAUAAAGAUGGAAAAAAGUUGUUUCAAUUCAACCAUGUUUUUGGUCAAACUGGUACUUAAGAUGAAGUUUUUGCUGACAAGAGAAAAAAAACGAACACAUUUGGCGCGCAUGAUUCCCCUCAAGUUAUAAUAAGAAGCUAUUAAUAAAUUAUUAUUAAUAUUUACUUAGACAAAACGUACCUCUACUCAUCAACUUGCCUCGUAACAACAAAAGGG
This is a messenger RNA of Lactuca virosa, 609 nucleotides long. The record is from the annotation of a GenBank genome assembly. Lineage: Eukaryota; Viridiplantae; Streptophyta; Magnoliopsida; Asterales; Asteraceae.